Messenger RNA from Alexandromys fortis (reed vole), 1870 nucleotides. Its product is annotated as olfactory receptor 15-like. The coding region runs from base 919 to 1857 and encodes 312 amino acids. The record is from RefSeq and is a predicted model, not a curated record. Lineage: Eukaryota; Metazoa; Chordata; Mammalia; Rodentia; Cricetidae. Gene Ontology annotation, molecular function: G protein-coupled receptor activity; olfactory receptor activity. The transcript has a single exon. Gene Ontology annotation, cellular component: plasma membrane. Gene Ontology annotation, biological process: detection of chemical stimulus involved in sensory perception of smell; G protein-coupled receptor signaling pathway.
UGGGAGUUGUUCCCAUAAGGUGAAUGAAUGAAUUAAGGUUAGUUGUUUGACAAACUUGAGCUGUUCCUUUAAUUGUAAAACUUUAAUGAAUAGGUUGGUUGUCAAUUAAAUACUUCUGCCUUUGUUGAAUAUAUUAUCUGUUCUAGUUAAGUUUGGGAUUGUAACUUAUCCGUCAAAAUGGCAAUAUAUUCUCCAGUAACUGCUAUAGUUACUAUAGUAACUAUACUAUAGUAUAGUUAUAGUAACUAGUACUAUAGUUCUAGAGGAAGGCGUAUCUCUUUGUACUCAUAGCCACUGACUUGGCCUUCAUAACAACCAAUAUUUUAGGAUUAAAAUAAGAAUUACCAAAUCAAUAAUGUUUAUAACUGCGGUUGGCAGAAGAGGAUGUCAGAUCCCCUGGAGUUAGAUUUUCAGGCUGUUGUGAGAUUAGAGUACUGAGAACCUACUUGAGUCAUCUACAAGAGGAGUAUGUGCUCUUACGUGCUGGGCCAUCUCUUCAGCGUAAGAAACAAAAUUAUCAUAAAUAUCCAGUAAGAUUUGUCCAAAUUCAGUUUGUUUUCCCCUGCUCAGGGUACAGAAAUCUUUACUGCAGGAAUUGUGUUUAGAGAAUAUCUGUAUAUAAUUCUACCUUGCCAGCUCCCUCUGUCCGUCUUCCCACUGCUUUGGACUACGGAGCCCUACCCAUUGUCCGUCUUCACAAGACACGCCUUCAUCUCUGUGCUAGGUCCCUGUUGACAUGCCCACUCACCUGACACCAAGGAGUCGCUAAAAGCUUCUGCCUGGAAAGGCUGGAUGGCUCCUUAACCGUGGAGCCUGAAGAACGAACAUUCUGGAUGCAGAUUCAGCAGUAGCUGCCUUUCCCCUUCUUUCCCCAUAGCAUGUUUCCAGAGAAGCCUCCAGUGUCUGAAGCAGCCAGGGAUGGAAAUGGACAGCAACAGCUCCUCUGGGAGCUUCAUUCUGAUGGGUUUAUCUGAGCAUCCCCAGCUGGAGAGGGUCUUUUCUGUAGCCAUCCUCUUCUCCUACUUGUUGACCCUGGUUGGGAAUUCAACCAUCAUCCUGCUUUCCCGUCUUGAUGCCCGGCUCCACACACCCAUGUACUUCUUCCUCAGCAACCUCUCUUCCCUGGACCUGGCCUUUACAACCAGUUCAGUCCCCCAAAUGCUGAAAAAUCUAUGGGGGCCAGACAAGACCAUCAGCUAUGGUGGAUGUGUAACUCAGCUCUAUGUUUUCCUUUGGCUGGGGGCCACAGAGGGCAUAUUGCUCGUCAUGAUGGCAAUUGACCGAUUUGUGGCAGUUUGCUGGCCCCUGCACUACAUGACUGUCAUGAAUCCACGGCUCUGCUGGCUGCUGGCUGCUGUAGGCUGGCUGAGUGGUUUAGGCAACUCAGUCAUUCAGUCAACUUUCACACUGCAGCUACCAUUUUGUGGACACCGGAAGAUAGACAACUUCCUGUGUGAGGUGCCCGCCAUGAUUAAAUUGGCCUGUGGAGACACAAGUCUCAAUGAGGCUGUGCUAAAUGGUGUCUGUACUUUCUUCACUGUUGUCCCACUGAGCAUCAUCCUGACCUCCUACUGCUUCAUUGCUCAGGCAGUGAUGAAGAUCCACUCUGUGGAGGGACGACGGAAGGCAUUCAAUACUUGCCUCUCCCAUUUGGUAGUGGUCUUCAUCUUCUAUGACUCAGCUAUCUAUGGGUAUCUGCUUCCAGCUAAGAGCAGUAAUCAGGACCAAGGGAAAUUCAUUUCUCUCUUCUACUGUGUGGUUGCACCCAUGUUGAAUCCCCUCAUCUAUACUCUGAGGAACAAAGAAGUGAAGGGGGCACUGGGAAGGUUGCUGCAGAAAGGAAGAGAAGCCAGAUGAGGAAAGAGCCAUC